This is a messenger RNA of Oncorhynchus mykiss (rainbow trout), 7397 nucleotides long. NCBI's taxonomy places the organism in Eukaryota, Metazoa, Chordata, Actinopteri, Salmoniformes, Salmonidae. The record is from RefSeq and is a predicted model, not a curated record.
CUAAUAGCGCUGUCCCUUUACAACAACACAAAUAGUUUUUGUAAUUUUGUCCUUGAAACAUUUAAUUGAAAUACUGUAGAAUUCCAUUCAUUCCUAUGAAGGACUGUUCCUACCGGGGAGUGGCAAUAUGGCCGACUAGUGGCUUCACAGCCUCUCAAGGGCCAAUGCAUAUCACCAACAACCCAGGGUUUAUAUACAGCUUUGAGUCACCUAGUAAUUUGAAAGUGAAAGUAAAAAGUACAUAUGGUGCUGCCAUUUUGAAACAACUGCGCCAUGAAGGUUAUUUCUAUGGACGUGUUUUAAGGACGACGUAACGUUGGCAAAAAAAAGUCCUAGGCGAGGCGGUGGGCUGCGGACUAUAAUGAAUCAAGAUAGUUCAGGAGAACAAUCUGGCUUUCUGUGAAAUAUGCUGAGCAACAGUAAACUGCCUUGGAUUUUCAUCCGCCGUCAUUUCUGAGAAGGAGCCGAUGGAAAUCACUUUACGUCUAUGGGGAGAGUGAAGUAAAUAUGGAGGAAGACAGUAGUAAUCAGGAGAGGGUGGGGUCACCGUGUCUAUCCAUGAAGAGUGAUCGUUCCAUGGACAGGCCCAUUAUGUUUGGAAAAGAUGCCAGUGGUAAUCAGGAGAGGGUGGGGUCUCCGUGUCUGUCCAUGAAGAGUGAUUGGUCCAUGGACAGGCCCAUUUUUUUGGGAAAAGAUGCCAGUGGUAAUCAGGAGAGGGUGGGGUCUCCGUGUCUGUCCAUGAAGAGUGAUUGGUCCAUGGACAGGCCCAUUUUUUUUGGAAAAGAUGCCAGUGUAAAACAGGAGAGGGUGUGGUCACCAUGUCUGUCCAUGAAGAGUGAUUGUUCCAUGGACAGGCCCAUUAUGUUUGGAAAAGAUGCCAGUGAGCUGACAGCCUGUCUACUGACAGAGGACCACUUCAGAUGUUCAGUGUGUACAGAGGUUUUCAAAGAGCCAGUCUCCAUCCCCUGUGGACACAGUUACUGCAGACGGUGCAUUGAGACCUACUGGAACCAGCCUGACCAGACAGGAGACUACGACUGUCCCCAGUGCAGAAAGAGAUUCAGAACCCGUCCUGACCUCCUCACUAACUCAGCCUUGGAGAAGGUGAUUGAGAAACUCCACCAGGCAGGGUUCAAGGUCCCUGAUCUUCCCAAGCACUGCUACGCUGGACCUGGAGAUGUGGCCUGUGAUUUCUGCACUGAGAAACAGCUCAAAGCUGUGAAGUCCUGUCUGACCUGCACUGCCUCCUACUGUGAGAGACAUGUCAAGCAUCACUACACUGUAGCAGCUCUGCAGAGACACACCCUGGUGGAGGUGACUGGAAACCUGGAGCAGAAACUGUGCCAACUGCACCACAGAGCUCUGGAGGUCUUCUGUAAGACAGACCAGGUUUCUGUUUGUGUUCUGUGUGCCUUACAGGACCACAGGAACCACGAUGUCAUAAAGAAUGAGAGAGAUACUGUAGAGGAAAACACCAAAACUCAGGAGGAACAGAUUGCCUCCAGGCUGGAAGCUCGACUCCAGAGAGAGAUCACGAUUCUACAACAUAAUACAGAGGAGCUUGCUACUGACAACACUGAACAGAAUGUCAAGAAUGCGACCAUUGAGCUGAACAAUCCUGCCAAGCAUUUCUGCAGAAGCCUGACUGAAGACUGGACAGCAGACAGUGUUGUGGUGGCUGCCCUCGGUCGUCCCUUCGAUCUUGGGAUGUUGUAUGACUGCCGCAGUGACUCAUUUGAUUCAGAUGUCAGUCUUUGGGAUAAAAGUACAAUAGCCUUCAUGCGUCAUUCUCUACCUCGGCCUCUCACAGAGGUGAAGUGUAUUGAAGGAGACUCCCUUCAGGACAGAUUCAGGGCUCUGGAUGUGACCACUCCUCUCAGAGCCAGUGUCCUGUCUGGACUGGUGGAGGUUGGAGGUGCUGCUGGAUACCUGAACCAUCCUGUUCAGUCCACACUGCAGGACCGGGUCACUCUACAGUACAGAACCACUACCAGACUGGACAUGCUCAGUCACAGGGUGCUUCAGGAGGAAAGAGUCAGAACACAACGAAAGGCAACUCAUGUGGUCAUGGCUGUUCUCUAUGGAGCUCAAGCGUUCUUUACCUUUGAUUACAAACACAUCAGCGGACAACACAGUGGUGCAGGAGAGGCAGAUAUACACAGUGUUGUAAAGAAGACGAUCCCCACCUUCAGUGCAGAUCAGAUCUUUUCCAGCUUGAGUGACGAUGAAAAACCAAACAGUUUGUUGUAUCAGUGUACUCUCUACUGUGAUUUAGACCAUAUCAAUGGCUCCAUGACGUAUGACAGAGCUCUAAAAGUCUAUGAAACUCUCCCGAAGCUCCUUGGACAGCAAGGAGAGGAAGCAGUGCCUCUGUACGCCUGGCUCUAUCCUCUGAAGAAUCUGGACAAUUCUGUUGAAAUUAAAUUUUUCACAAAGGCAGAGGGUGUGCUGGACCAUCUGAGGCAGGCCACCAUGAGAUGCCAGGAGAUGAUGACAGACUUCACCAAUGGUUGUGUGAUGAAAUGGUUUCCUGAUCUGAAGUAUAAACUGUCUAGAUUAUCAGAGCUUCUGCAGAAGUACCAGUUGCAGUUUAAGAGAGAGCUGGCCAUGGCAGUAAAGACCAUGAGAGAGAGUGAAGGGGUGGAUGAAAACAGACUGAGAGACAUUCUCCAGAACCAUGACCAGUCACCGUUCUGUCUUCAGUCUAUACAGUUGUGGCUAAACAACAAGGCAGCGGAGGUGAAGUCUCUGAAUGUCUGUAAAACAAGAAACAUCCCCAUAAUGAAAUCUCAGGAAGAGCUGGACGCUGUCCUCAGAUCAUCAAAGGACAGGCUGCUGUGUUUCACUCUGACCUCCCUGGAGGAUGAAGAUCCAUUCCUCUCCACCAUGGAGCAGCACAAACACUCUGUUCCAAUGAACACUGUGAACCAAUCUGAUCUCACUGGACAGCAGCACAAACACUCUGUUCCAAUGAACACUGUGAACCAAUCUGAUCUCACUGGACAGCAGGAGACACAGCGACCAUUCAAACCUCCCGAUUUAACUCAGAAAAUACAGUCUGCCCUCCGCUUGUUCACCAAAUCCUAUGAAGACAGCGGCGAUGGAGAGAACAUCAAGUUCAUAGCAGCAGUUAUACCAGAUAUCAGUGUUCCUGGAUCCUCCAUUCGUCUGUAUCAACAAGGCAGUCUCAUCACUACCAACUUCCAGCUGGGAUUAAAACCUGAUCCAGGCCAGGUAGCAGAGAUAAAACAGAGCUGUGUCCUCCUGACGUUUCCACAGUCAACCAUCAGAAGACCUGAGAGGUACAGAGUAGAGUACAGAGUCAUGACUACUGGUGUUAGCAAGGUUAGCAAACGGCCAUGGAAUGUAGUAGACACCCUGGCUCCUGCAGAAACCUGUCUGGUGCCAGGUCUGAAACCGUUCACACUGUACCAGAUCAGAUACUCUGUUAUAGAACACUCUGGUAUGAGUGACUUUAGCAAGGUCAUUGAGGUCAAGACCCUGAGAUCCCCACCUGAACAGCUGUAUGUGAGCCGGCUGCUGAACAAAACAAAGGAAACUGUCAAAGUGACUUGGUUCCAGCCUGAGUGUGAAGAUGGUGCCUCUGUACUCCACUACAACGUAGACUAUAAAGAGACAGGACUGGAGGGCUGGUCUACCAUGGUAACAGAGGGACCUGAAUGUUACUGUGAUGUAACUCUGAACCUCAGUACCUGCUACAGAGUCAGAGUGUCAGCUGUCUAUGGAGAAGGAGACACCAGUGCAACCAGCAGAGAGACAGAUGUCCCAGUCAAUGUCUGGUAUUUAGACCUCUCAGAGAAUAAGGCCUCCCUCCUCCUAGAAGUGUUGAAACUCCAACCAGAGAAGAAACCAGUAGAGCUGAAGGGCUGGUCAGAUGAAGAGAGUGAAGUGAGGAGUUUCCUUAUGUGUCUGUCCUACAUCUCACAGCUGAGGUUGUGUGUUGGUUAUGGUGAAGAGAAGGCCUGGACAGUUCUGUCUAAACUCAGUGUUGCUGCAGCUGAGUUUGAUACAGAGACAGGAGAGAAUAUCUUAAAGACAUUAUCCUCCAUGUGCAGAUACACAGAUGAUGAUGAUGGUGGUGGUGUUCCAUUUAGAGAGAGUGACUUCCUGUUGGAUCUGUACUCACAUGUGAAGGACUAUGAGACUCAAACAGGCAGGAGUGUCCUUCCAGCAUUACAGACAGUUUACCAGUCAGCUCCUGCAGUCUGGUCCAUACUCCUCUCUGAGAGAAAGGCCUCCCUCCUCCUAGAGGUGCUGAAACUCCAACCAGAGAAGAAACCAGUAGAGCUGAAGGGCUGGUCAGAUGAAGAGAGUGAAGUGAGGAGUUUCCUUCAGUGUCUGCCCUACAUCUCACAGCUAAGUUUCCAUCCACGGAGGUCUGAUCCCUCAAAGCUGAUCAAGUUCCUGGUGGAUCUCCUGUCUCAAGCAGCAGAGUGGGAGGAGCAGACAGGAGAGAAGACACUGAAGCUGGUAUCAUCAGUGUGUACUUACAGAACCUUUCCUUAUCGCCAUGGAGACACUUCUAAACAGAGUGAUUUCCUGUUGGAUCUGUUCUCACAUGUGAAGGACUAUGAGACUCAAACAGGCAGGAGUGUCCUUCCAGCAUUACAGCCUGUUUACCAGUCAGCCAGUCCUGCUAUCUGGUCCAUAGACCUCUCAGAGAGAAAGGCCUCCCUCCUCCUCGAAGUGCUGAAACUCCAACCAGAGAAGAAACCAGUAGAGCUGAAGGGCUGGUCAGAUGAAGAGAGUGAAGUGAGGAGUUUCCUUCAGUGUCUGCCCUACAUCUCACAGCUGAGGUUGUGUGUUGAUUAUGGUGAAGAGAAGAAGAAGAAGGCCUGGACGGUUCUGUCUAAACUCAGUGUUGCUGCAGCUGAGUUUGAUAAAGAGACAGGAGAGAAUAUCUUAAAGACAUUAUCCUCCAUGUGCAGAUACACAUAUGGUGAAGAUGAUGAUGGUGAUGAUGGUAAUCCAUUUAGAGAGAGUGAUUUCCUGUUGGAUCUGUACUCACAUGUGAAGGACUAUGAGACUCAAACAGGCAGGAGUGUCCUUCCAGCAUUACAGACAGUUUACCAGUCAGCUCCUGCAGUCUGGUCCAUAGACCUCUCAGAGAGAAAGGCCUCCCUCCUCCUAGAAGUGCUGAAACUCCAACCAGAGAAGAAACCAGUAGAGCUGAAGGGCUGGUCAGAUGAAGAGAGUGAAGUGAAGAGUGUCCUUCAGUGUCUGUCCUACAUCUCACAGCUGAGCUGUGGUGAUGACAGGUUUUUCCAGACUGUGUGUGAAUCCAUCCCUGUGAGGUCCAGAGAGGAGGACCAGCUGUUAGCCUCUCUCCUCCAGGCCUUGGGCUCCACCCUGUCACUGGGAGGAGUGUUACCCAGGAAAACCUGCAGGUCUGUGGGGAGAGUCCUGGGUCUCUGUGCCUCCAGAGUGGACCUCACUCUCACCCCCAGCAAGAUCUCUCUCCAAGGAGCCGCACUUCUUUUGAGACAUGAGUCAAAGCUCCACAAGCUCAGGCUGAAUGUGGGUGUGGCAGUUAAACUGUCCAGACUGGUUAGGAGGACAGGGAGAGGUGCUACUCCACUGACUGUCCCAGAACUCUCCCUGGUCCUAAAGAGCAGCCAGCCACCAGAGAUUGUGUUAUCCAGGGCUCUGAGUAGUGUGGCGUCCCUGCUGAGAUUCUGGAGGGUUCAGUGUCUGGACCUGACUGACUUAUGGAUCCAGGGUCACUCUCUCAUCACACUGCUCUGUCACCAGGGACCUCUCUCUCUCAGACUGAAUUCAGACACUCUGCAGCAGCUGACUGUAGUUGUGUAUAAAGCUCAGGACAAGGACUUGACUCAGUGGUUCCUGGAGAAGGUUGGUGGAGACCUGACCUCCUGCAGGCUGGACUGGGAAGUGCUUCUCUCUCUGCUGCAGCAUUCAACACACAACAUCACUGUGGACCUCAGGAAGAACCAGCUCCUAGAGAAGAACAGCUCAGAUCUUCUCCCCUUUCUGGGAAGGGUUACUCUAAAGAGGUCCAGUUCCAGCUUUGUAAAGUCCUCCAUCAGACAGAUCUAUGACAGUAGAGACAGUGACUGUGUGUCCAGUUUGUUGAGGUCUUCAGACCAUUGGAUCAACCUGAACAGCAGAGAGCUGGACAGAGUGGACUGUACUGCUCUGUGUUUUACCCUGCAGCACAGCCACCAAGUCAAAGUCAACCUGCUGUGGACCUCCAUACCACCGGGGGAGAUAGAGAGCAUCCUGCCUUUUCUGGACAGAGUCUCCCAACUCAGUGUUGACAGGAGGUUACUACUGAGUUUCCUCCAGUGCUGUGCUGCCUCUCAGAUCCAGCAGGGGGCACCAUCAUCACCACCAACAGCAGUAUGGCUGCUCAGGUCUCUGCAACACAGGCUGGACUUGUCCUGCUCCUCUUCUGUGGACCUGUCAGCUCAGGACCCAGGGGAGGCUCUGUGUCUGACUACUGACCACUGCAGGGCCAUCAACUCUGUUCUGAAGCAGAACCAACACAGCAUCCAGCUGGUUCAAAACCAGGUCCAGCUCAUCCUAAGAGACUGUGAGGUGGAGGACAGAGCACUGAGGGAGCUGCUUCCCAGCCUGCAUAUUGUCAAGCUGAGUCCCAGCAAAGCUCUGUUACUUCAGCUGCUGGACCUUGUGUGUGAGGGGAUUGAAGAGGGGCUGCUGAGGCACGCAGAGUCCCUGUGCAGAGCCCUGGAUGGGGAGCUGGACCUCAGUGAGACCAGGCUGGACCAGAAGGCCUGUGGAUCUCUGGCCAUGGUUCUGGAACACUCAGAGGGUCUGUCAGAACUGGACCUCAGCCACUGUCAACUCACAGACCACCAGCUACAGCCCCUGAUCACACACCUGCAUAAAGUACAAGUCCUGGACCUGAGCCACAAUGACAUCACUGAUGCUCUGACUGACAGAAUACUCCAACUGGUCUCUACCAACACUUCAAUACACACCGUACGACUCUUCAACAACAGAAUCCAGGACAGAAGACCCUUCCUGACAGACAAGAGGUUUGACAUCUGGUGCAACAACAUCAGGUCUUAGUUCAGGAAGAGAAGGCUGAAUCCAGGACAGAAGAUCCUUCCUGACAGACAAGAGGUUUGACAUCUGGUGACGAUAAUGUUGUAUAAUAACAGGAUAAUGUGGUCAAUAUAGAAAGCUUUAUGCUAAUCAUACUUGAUGUUUUUGUGACAUUUAUAGUUUAGUUUUGAUCAGAUUGCUGUGAAUGUGUUCUACAAUUGUUUGUUGAUGACAGCUUUACACACUCUUGGCAUUCUCUCAACCAGCUUCACCUGGAAUGAUUUUCCAACAGUCAUGAAGGAGUUUCCACAUAUGCUGAGCACAUGUUGGCUGCUUACACAGCUUGG